UCCCGCCAUUGUGAAUUGUACUCAGUGAUUUCAUGAACUGGAUCUUCCUCGAACAAGUUCGCAAGUCCCCCCCCCCUACUGUUAUUAAAAAACUAAUUGUUUUUGCAUUAUAAAUAAGAGAAAUAAUGCCUACCGUUCACGACUGGAUCAACAACCCCUUGGGCAUUGUAGAAGAUAUUUUUGCUCAGAGCAACUGCAGCCCAGACUGGGAAACAAAAGUGCUGGAGUAUUUCAAAGAGAAGCUCAAAGACAAUGAGGCGGCCAGCUGGGUUCCCUCGCUGAAUGACGUCCCUGUGCACUACCUGAAGGCCAACAGCCUGGUGAAAUUCCGCUGUUUCAUUCAGGACAUGUUUGAUCCAGAGUUUUACAUGGGGGUGUAUGAAACAGUUGACCCAUCGUCCAAGUCUAAAGUCUUAAGGUCUGGAAAGUAUAAAGAUGUGGCAGAAUGUGGACAUCAAGUGGACUUGAACACCAAAAACGCUGUGACUCUGGAGAGACAGACCUUCUACUGUGUGCCUAUCCCUGGAGAGUCCCCUUGGGUCAAAGAAAGCUAUUCUUGCUCCAACCCAGCCCGCGUGGUGCCCUCUACCUCGUACGCACCAUGUCGCCACAAGCGAAGCUACGAGGAAGACGAGGAUAUGGAGACGCAGCCACACAAGCAGAAGGAACAGCUGGCAGGACCACAGGGUACAACAGACAUCCAUGGCAGUGGAGACCCCAAGCGCCUGGAAACAGAGGCCCCCUCCAGCCUCUCAAAUGCUGCCUCAGGCUGUUCUUCCCCCCUUGACCUCAACUUUCCCCUGCCUGGGGAGAAGGGCCCCGCCUGUCUCGUAAAGGUCUACGAAGAGUGGGAGUUGUUUAAAGUCAACGACAUCCUGGAGGUGUACGGCAUCCUGUCUGUAGACCCGGUCUUAAGUGUAAUCAGCGAAGACAAAGACAGCUCGCUGGUGGAUCCCAUGGACUGCACAGAAAGCGUAGAGGAGCAGAGGGUCCACUGUCCACCCGCCUCCCUCGUACCCCGCCUCCACAUGCUUUACGCCCACAGACUACAACACAACAACCCCUUACUGCCCCCUGCCGCCUCUGAAGCGUCCUCCGGCUUCCUGAAUGAUGUGGUGUCUGUGAGGGGAGAGCUCCUGGGGUAUCUCACACACGUGCUGCUGGGUGAUGCUCUAGCAGCAGAGUACCUUAUCUUGCAUCUAAUUUCCACUGUGUACGCAAGACGAGAUGUUCUGCCCUUGGGAAAGUUCACUCUAAACUUGAGUGGCUGUCCUCACAACUCCACCUACACAGAGCAGCUCUACAGAGUCAUCCAACAGCUCAUUCCCUCGUCGUUUCGCCUUGGUAUGAGCCUCCACAACAUGAACAACUUGCGGCUGGUACCACGAAAGGACUACACGGCCAACCGGCUACUGAGUGGUGUCCUGCAGCUGGCACCCAACACCUCCCUCUUCCUGGACGAGACACAGCUGGAGCAAGGCCAGCUGGACUCCACAGGAGUGCGGAACAUCACCGCGUUGGGGAACCUGAUAUCUUGGCAGAAGGUUGAUUACGACUUCAACUACCACCAGAUGGAAUUCCCGUGCAAUAUUAACGUGCUGAUUGCGUCAGAAGGAAAGUCACUCCUGCCGUUCUUAACACCCUGUCUGCCCUGCACCCCCCACUCCCCCCCACAGUGUGACUGCCACGUGCGCCUCCAGCCCCAGCUGGCCCCACCCAACUUGGAGCAAUAUAUCAGCACCAUCCAGGUGUCACUGUCACCUUCUCUCCUCAAUAAGUUCCGCAUCUACUUGAGCCUCCUUCGUACCCUAGACUACAGCAUCUCAGAGGAGGUCACCAAGGCUGUUGAAGAUGACUUUGUUGAAAUGCGCAAGGAUGACCCCCAAAGCAUCUCAGCAGAGGACCUUCACAGAUUGCUGGUAGUUGCCAGGCUGCUGUCACUCAGCGUGGGACACACCACACUGUCACGAGACCGCUGGAUGAGAGCCAAACACCUAGAGACACUGCGGACCAAUAGGACAGAGCAGCAGAAAUGCGUUAACGGCAACGAGCCGUAGCUCUUUGUAACAUCUCAACAGAUCCAAUAUUGGGGGGGCUCGUAAAAUUAGUGAACCACUUUUCAUACUUUCACAAAAUCAAGCAAUGGAAUUUUCUGCUUAACCAAUAAAUUGUAUUUCAUAUUAAAAUUGUACUGGUACUUUAAUGUAUUGAUUUUUCAGGUGGUUGAGCUUUUCGGCAUUCCAUUUUGACAAAUUAACUGCCACAUACUCAAAGACAAAUGAUAAUCUUAAUUAUAUUGAUACUUUACCAUGUUCGUGCCUUAUACUCCACUGAAAUGUCUUGAAUACGUGCACAGCUUUUUGAUAAUACAGAUGAUUCAUCCUAGUCAUUUACAUUUUUUUUUUGUAUUCCACAGAAUUCUAAGUAAAUAACUUUUUAAAAUGUUACUGAAAGACAAUUUGCAGGUUUUAGUUUGGUACCAAACUUACUUUCCACUAAGGGCAAUGUGACCAAGUGUUUGUGGCUUAUUGACCUGCUGUUCUUUACACUGGAAAUUUAUUCAUUUGAAUACAUGAUUUUCAUGAAUAAAGUCCAAAUAAUUUCUA
Messenger RNA from Scleropages formosus (Asian bonytongue), 2606 nucleotides. It is a transcript of the gene mcmbp, whose product is annotated as minichromosome maintenance complex binding protein. Gene Ontology annotation, molecular function: chromatin binding. The transcript has 16 exons. The coding region runs from base 126 to 2057 and encodes 643 amino acids. The record is from RefSeq and is a predicted model, not a curated record. NCBI's taxonomy places the organism in Eukaryota, Metazoa, Chordata, Actinopteri, Osteoglossiformes, Osteoglossidae. Gene Ontology annotation, biological process: DNA-templated DNA replication.